Molecule: messenger RNA, 324 nt
Organism: Penicillium malachiteum
Lineage: Eukaryota; Fungi; Ascomycota; Eurotiomycetes; Eurotiales; Aspergillaceae
Product: mitochondrial 54S ribosomal protein mL60
Exons: 3
Coding region: 1-324 (107 amino acids)
Cellular component (GO): mitochondrial large ribosomal subunit
Molecular function (GO): structural constituent of ribosome
Source: RefSeq, a predicted model, not a curated record
AUGUUCAAGCCCACCCAAUCCCUAUUUGGAGGUCUUCUCUGGAAGACCCCAUGGCGUCUGUCCUCGCCGCAGAAGGCCCGUCAACGCAAGCGUCUCCGCGCUGUCGACCAAGUCGUUGACACUCUCAGCGCAGCCCUUCAACGAAACGGCCAGACUACCAAGGCCGUUGAGCGCUGGUACGCGGAGAUGCCGCGUGAGGAGGAGAUGCUGCCUAAGGACAAAUACACCCUUUUCGAUAAGAAGGAGAAGAGCUACCGCAAGAGCAUUCACAAGCUGCCCAAGUGGACUCGUGUCAGCCAGCGUGUGAACCCUCCUGGUUUCUAA